UCAUAUUUCUCUCUCAUAUCUCUUUCUCUCUCUCUCUCUCUCUCUCUCUCUCUCUCUCUCUCUCUCUCACCUAAAAAUCGCUGUCUUUCAGUUUGUGCACCCAUCUCACCCAUCUCCUUUCUCUUUCUGAAAGCCCUGUCAGCCAUGAGAGUGAGAGCCAGCACCACCAUAAUCUAAAGCGCCCCCCCCCCCCCCGGGGCAUAAAAUUUGUUCCAAAAAACUCACAGUACCAUUUGGGAUUUUUAGUACAUGAUGCUUCCAUAUUUCUAUGAUAUGCUUUUCAUUCCUGCAUGAAAAAAAAAAAAAUCCAAGUCUUAUUAUUAUUAUUUUAAUUUCAUAGCUCACAUCACAUAUGAUGGCCUUCCCUCCUUGUCACAGUUUCAUGUUUCAAACCCAUGAAGAUCCAGACCUCCACCUUGCUAAUUCCUCUUGCCCUCCUCAGCACUUCCAUGGUGGUGGAAUGCCUUUUAUGAUGAAGAGAUCACUGUCGUUUUCAGGUGUUGAGAACAAUAGAUGCCACCAUCACGACCAAGAAGCGGCGCUGCAUGGAGGAGGAGGAGGGGAUGAUGAUUUGUCCGACGACGGAUCCCAGAUGGGAGAGAAGAAGAAGAGGCUGAAUCUUGAGCAGGUCAAGACUCUGGAGAAGAGCUUCGAAAUAGGGAACAAGCUAGAACCGGAGAGAAAAAUGCAGCUGGCUAAGGCACUCGGUUUGCAGCCGAGACAGAUUGCUAUAUGGUUUCAGAACAGAAGGGCAAGGUGGAAGACAAAGCAGUUGGAGAAAGACUACGAUGUUUUGAGGAACAAAUUUGAUGCUCUUAAGGCUGACAAUGAUGCCCUUCAGGCUCACAAUAAGAAGCUUCAAGCUGAGUUAUUGGCUCUAAAAAGCAAAGAUUCAUCAAAUGAAGGAGGGUUUAAUUUCAAGAAAGAAACUGAUCCGGGUUCUUGGAGCAAUGGAAGUGAGAACAGUUCUGACCACCACCACCACCAUCAUCUCAACUUAGAAAUUUCAAGAACAACGGCAACCACCAGCAGCCCACCUUCUGAUUCUCCUCAGAUGAACGGAAAAAACCUCUUUCCACCGUCCUCCUCCUCCCUCAGGUCUGCAAGCACAACCCAUCUCCUCCAAGGAUCAUCGAGGUCAGAUCUUCAGUCCCUCAAACUUGAUCAGAUGAUUCAGGACGAAGGAUUGUGCAGCAUGUUCAAUGGCAUUGAUCAAGAGCAGCAAGGGUUUUGGCCAUGGCCUGAGCAGCAGCAUUUUCAUUAAUUGGAUUGAUCAUCCAAUUAAAUUCCAAACCCUGAAGAUUAAUUACAUUAUUCUCAAGCAAGUUUGGGCAAGGCUCAGUGAUCAGACAAGUAAUUAAAUAUUCAAGGAUCAUCGAGUUUUAGUUAAAUAUUCAAGGUUUUUUUUUUUUUUUUUUUUUUUUUUUAUGUACAGAGUUCCACUUUUGCUUCAUCAAUUUCAUCAGUUGGGCUGAAAAAUCAGUGUGGGGGAAUUGAUUUGACUCUGAAUAAGACUUCAAUUCUAGUUUA
Pyrus x bretschneideri (Chinese white pear) is the source of this 1530-nucleotide messenger RNA. RefSeq names its product homeobox-leucine zipper protein HAT7. Gene Ontology annotation, cellular component: nucleus. The record is from RefSeq and is a predicted model, not a curated record. Gene Ontology annotation, biological process: positive regulation of DNA-templated transcription. Gene Ontology annotation, molecular function: sequence-specific DNA binding; DNA-binding transcription factor activity, RNA polymerase II-specific. The coding region runs from base 353 to 1264 and encodes 303 amino acids. The transcript is spliced from 3 exons. Lineage: Eukaryota; Viridiplantae; Streptophyta; Magnoliopsida; Rosales; Rosaceae.